AUGCCCGCGGCCGCGAGGCGGGCGGCGGGCGCGCAGGCGGCGGGCGGCGGCCUCCGGAGGCACAGGGCCCGGCGCGCCCCGACGACGCUCAGCACCUCCCCGUUACUGGCGCCGGCGCUCCCGGGCCAUCUCCCUCCGCCCGCACCACGCUCUGCUCAGCCGGGCAGCGGCGAACCGGGGGGAGGGGGCAAGAAGACGCGUCCGCCUCCUCGCGCACGUCAGCUCUUUCCGGUUGCCGCCACAGGACCCCAGCGUACGCCCGGCCGCCACCGUUCCAGUUUAGGGGUCGUCGGGCUCGGGGAGCCGCCCGAGGCUGGUCGUAGGGGCCCCGGGGCGCGCGGGGAGGGCGGCGCCUUGGGGAGGAGGCUGGUGGGGCGCUCGAGGAGCCAUCGCGGACUAAAUAAGGGCGGCGGCGGCGGCUGCGCGUGCGCCCAGCGGCGCGGGGGCGGGGGCGCCCUCGGGGAGAGCGCGGGCCUGGUGCUUCCGCGGCCCGGGGCUUGCGGCGGGGUCGCCGGGGGGACGCCCCUCAGGCCCGCUCUUCGGAGCCGAAGUCGGGCCGGGGCGCCGUACGCGGGCAGGGCCUGGAGCUGGGCCUUCGGCUUCGUGAAAGCUCUGCUCAACAUAGGAAGAGAAAACUGACAUGGAUUUGUUAAUCACCCAGCUGAAUGUGGAAGGCAUGCCCAAACACAUGCAGAGAACCCACUGGUAAAGGCUGAACGCUUUUUUCCCUUCAUUUUUUGGUUCUAGGCAUUUAAGGAAAUUGCUGUUGAAUCACUAGCUGACUAUUUGGCCAACAAACCAGUCACUUGUGAUGGAACAUGAUGGAGGAUAAUGUGAGAAAAAGAAUAUAUAUGUAUGUGUGUGUGUGUACAUAUGUAUGACUGGGUCGC
Molecule: messenger RNA, 890 nt
Organism: Phacochoerus africanus (Common warthog)
Lineage: Eukaryota; Metazoa; Chordata; Mammalia; Artiodactyla; Suidae
Product: translation initiation factor IF-2-like
Exons: 4
Coding region: 1-639 (212 amino acids)
Source: RefSeq, a predicted model, not a curated record